AUGGCUGGGUUUUCUCAGCUACAAGAUGACAGCGGGAGCAAUUUUGCAAGAUCUUAUAGCACUGUUGAGAGUGGCCAUAAUGAGGAAAUCUCAGAGCUAAGUCGUCAAGGCUCGUAUGAAUCGCAGACCCCAAGUUACGAGAGCAGUCAUUCAAGAAAUCCUCUUGCCAGACUUCUAUCAAGAGGCAGAAGCUCGACUUUGGGGAGCGACAAAGAAAGGUUAAAAGCAGACGACCAUCGUUUAUUGAACGAACAGCACGCGACGUCAAGGGGUCGGUUUACUUCAAGGAAGCUUAAAUGGAAAGUUGGAAGUGAGAAACACAACAGUGAAAGUUCUUUUUUAACUGAAAAUCAAAAGCAGUUUUUCCUGAAAUCUGCCGAGCCCUCGAGUAAGCUCAAUUCUGCCCCAUCGAUUGCCCAACUCUUCAAUCGCCCUCUUGCCAGUCACGGUGACAAAGAUUUGCUAAGAAAAGAGCAGCUGUCCAAAAAACAGCUAGGGCGCACCAAUGUCACCCUCUCCUCCCAAAGCUCCAACUCUUUAAUUCAGGAUGUGAAACUUGCCUCGAGGUUCCGCUUUAACAACCCCGAGUCAUCAGUGAUCGCUGCGCCAUCCAGCACUCAGUCCAACUCCUCCUCCUUACAAGGACUCCAUAGAAAAUACCUGAUGUCAGCCGAUCAGUUUAUCUUACAAAAGUGGAAUAAAAGCAUGGGGCUUGAAGUCAACGCGAACGUGAAGAGCUCUAAACACCCAAGCUAUCAAAAAUUAUCAGAUGAAUUUGAGGGUCUACUGGAGCAUUUGGAAAGAAUAUUUAAACCUCAAGAAAAGACACUUCGGACAACAAUGCCUUUGGAAUAUACUGUUGAGGAGCUUGCCCGUGUCGUGUAUCAUCGGAUAGUCGAGCCUACGUUUGAUCAACCAAAACUCGUAAAAUCUCCAAAUACCUUCGAGGAGAACCUCACGUUCAACCCUGUUCUUGAUGAUUCUAUUGACGAGGCUAAGGAGGUUCGACAGCACGAGGUGCUCCAUGAACUUUUGCAGUCUACCAAAUCAUGGCUAGCUUCUUUGAAGAGAAGCUGGCUUGAAUCUUUAAAAUUAUCCAAAGGUACCGAUAUUGACGCAAAGUUGAGUUUGGUGGAUCUUUGGAGAGCUUUGGCAGAAAUCUGGACUUAUUUCAACAAGUUUGUGCGCUUCACUCUUAUGCAAAUCCUAAUUCCAAGAGCGAUUCCAGCCCUUAAGGUCAUGUCUCGUACGCAGGUACCCUUAUGGGUAGCAAUUAUUUUCAAGGAGCAGAAUAAGUGCAACUUUGUACCGCCUUCAUGGUUGAAUGUUGAAACUUUGAGGGAAAAAUACGACGAAGAAGUUCAUAACAAGAAUCGAUUUUCGGAACUACCCUGGAAUUGGCAAGAGCUAGCUAAAAUCUAUUUCCGGCAUGCACCAGACGACUUGUCAGACACUGUGUCAGCUUUGUUCGGUAUACUUCAAGACAUAAAGGAGAUUAGAAAGCUGAAAGCGCAGAGGGGCCUCAAAGAGCUUAAUGAGUCCAAUGUUCAGUUAAAUGGACUUUCUGUUCUCGAGAUAAAUGAAAUAAAACCUUUUGUUUUGAAUGUGAUGAAUGAGCUACGAUUGUUGCACGGUGCUGCUGGUGGUGAGGGAGACUCGCACCAAUAUGACGAGGAUGUUCAAACACGUGAUGAUGAGAGGCUGAUCAUACUUCCCAUCAUUCAAGGAAAUAUUCCAGUUUUGCUCCCUGUAGCAUACGACGUUGUGAAUGCCAGGAAUAGCAUAAUUAGUCCCCAGGAUGCAUUGCUCGCGUUAGUAAAACAAUUGAAUCGCUCGCAAGGAGUCGUCAUCGAGAAGGUUGUCUUCGUGGACACUGUUGGCGGAAUUCCGUCUAUUGAACGUGAUCGUACCAGUCACGUAUUCAUAAACAAUUUACAAGAAUAUUCGGACAUUGUGUCGGAAUUGCACAUUGGGUUCUUAGAACCUGAGAUUCGAGAUCGACAUUUGUCUAAUCUUUCGCAUAUGCGAGAGCUUUUACUCGCAACCCAAUCAGAACUGAAGAGUGAGGCAACUGGAAUCAUCCUUCGGCCAGAGGACCUUACUCCUCAAGCGGACAUGCUAAAUCCGGUUGCAUAUAACAUUUUGACGGAUCGACCUUUGAUUUCAUCCUCCUUGCCACCAGGGCGCUUGAGAACUCCGCAAGUUACUACGUCCAUCAUCAAGAGUGGUUUCGAUGUCCAACUAUUCUACCCCACGGAGUCUGGGCAAAAAAGGUUCGAUAGCCUUAUUAAAAACAGCGGUAUCGAUGAGAGUAAGUUAUUGCUGAUGAUCGACGACUCAUUUGGUAGAAGGCUCGAACGGGAGGACUAUUUGAGAAGACUCAAUACUUGUCUUGAUUGCGUCAUCAUCAUUGGAAACUAUGAUGGUGGUGCAAUAAUAACGAAAGAGGAAACAUCUGAUGGUCAUAAAGUGCCUUACCUAGAUAAGUUUGCCAUUACCCAAAAAAACCAGGGCCUACCAAGCUUGGCAGAUGUCAUAUUCAAACUGAUGUUGCAGGCAUAUCCUGAAGAGUUAAUUUGGAGAUCUCGCAAUACGAAUCCUGUGAACAAGUGGUAUUUCGAGAGGUACCCAGAGAAGAUUCUGAUAAAGGUGAAUGUCAAGCACUUGAACGAUUGUACUUCUUUGAUGAACUAG
Molecule: messenger RNA, 2694 nt
Organism: Candidozyma pseudohaemuli
Lineage: Eukaryota; Fungi; Ascomycota; Pichiomycetes; Serinales; Metschnikowiaceae
Exons: 4
Coding region: 1-2694 (897 amino acids)
Biological process (GO): L-arginine biosynthetic process
Cellular component (GO): mitochondrial matrix
Molecular function (GO): L-glutamate N-acetyltransferase activity, acting on acetyl-CoA as donor; arginine binding
Source: RefSeq, a predicted model, not a curated record